AUGGACUUGAUUGAUCCAUCUACACCGCUACCCCUCUGGUUCACUGAGGAAGAUCUAGCAACUAUGCAGCUCUAUAUGAGAAAUCUGGUUUUCAAACACCAUUGCAGGUCUUGGUUAGAAGACUAUGGAGUAACUGAUCUUAAAGUGAGAGUUCCGGCAAUGCUGAUCAUGGGUGAAAAGGAUUACGCGUUAAAACAUGGGGGAUUAGUGGAGUACAUAAAGAGUGGUAUGGUCAAACAAUAUGUUCCUGAUUUGGAGAUAAUAUACAUGCCAGAGGGAACCCAUUUUGUCCAAGAGCAGUUGCCUGACCAGGUGAACCAGCUCCUUGUCUCCUUCCUCAAUAAGCAUAGCUUGUGGAUUGGAAGCAAGAUCCCUCAAGAUUAUUCACAAACUUACAUAAUGGGCAAUGCUUGA
This is a messenger RNA of Ilex paraguariensis (yerba mate), 414 nucleotides long. The record is from the annotation of a GenBank genome assembly. Lineage: Eukaryota; Viridiplantae; Streptophyta; Magnoliopsida; Aquifoliales; Aquifoliaceae.